UCAUGUUAUUUCAGCUUAAGAACGACGGCACGCCCAUGGAAUUCACCCCACAUGACGCGAGGCAUAUGCAGCUGUUUGAUAAGUACGUCCCCCAUGCUGCCGUUACGCUGCAAGCUCUUUAACAACCACCAGGCGACCAGUCAUCACCGGGCCGUGCCCUAAACGACUACAAAUGACGGUUACGAAAGCAUUUCCACUUUAAAACAAUUCAAAAGUGACAAAAUGGCAACUCGGACUCUUCCGAAAAACUUCUACUCAAACCCGGCCUUCAGUCAACAAAGUGAGUUUUACAACGGGAAGCCUCUGUCUCAAAUCGUCCAAAACGUCCGGCAGUCACCUGUAGGGGCCCAAACCCAGCCCCAAUACCAAGAAAAUGAACAGUACUACGACGAAGAAUUUUAUGAAGAAAUGAUCGUCGACGACGACGGAAUCAUCAAACAGAAGAAAGUCUUUGUAGUAUCCUCGCCCACCAAGGACCAAGAAAGGUACCAAAAAACAAAAUCCCGGUAUGAGUACAUCCCACUGCAGGAGCAAAAUCGGUACAUAAUUUGCCAACAAAAUCCACCGCAAGUGCACUACGCCGAAGAAUUCGUCCAAGGUAGACCCAACCACCGCUACGAAUACAUCCCCGAGGAUUCCCCGCCAAAAUCCGUUACCCGGAACCGUUACGAGUACAUCCAGUUUGAGCCGCCAAGUCCCCGGAAACCCUCCGGAAACCCCAUCGCCACCCAAAAACUCCACGAACUCCUCUCAACUCCCAAAAAAUCGCCCUCUGUAAGGUCCCCCCACGCCCAACGAAGAGUCCCUGCGUCCCCCCAACACGACCCUUUCGUAACACCGCGUAAAAGUCAAACUAGGCAAAAACUGAACUACGCCCUCGGCACGCGCCAAAUCCAGGAUAAACGCCACACGGCGAUUGUGGCCCCCAUGUGCUCCAGCCCCCAAAGUGUCUACAGUGAGACCACAUUUUCGCACAAGAGCGACUCGUGGAUGAAUUUGGGGCCGAAGAAGCCGACCCAAGUGACGUUGGCUGUGGCGGCGGUGAUGAUGAUGUUAUGCGGGGGGGUCACGUUGGGGCUGUGUUUCUACAUGGUGUCCAUCAUGGGGCGGUUGUAUUUCCUGGAUUUCGGGAUUGUAGCCGGAUUUACUUGUCUGGUGUUGGGGUUUCUGGGGUUCAGGACGAGGAACUGUUACUGGUUGCCCAACCGGAACUACAUUUCCGGUUAUAUCGUUUUGAGUGUGUUUAGUCUUCUGAUGUGCGCGGGGCUGUUGGUACUACUUGUAUUGCAACCCAAGCCGGGCACACCUCUCGCGGAUAUGACUUCCGGUGCGGUUUGCGGUAUUUCCGUUUUGUCACUAGUGUUGGCAUCUGCAGGAGUGAUGACCAGUUACUGUUGUAAAUAUCCUCCCCCUGAUAACAGAGUGGAACACAGUGUCCCAGGAUUCACGGUUUAAAACCUCGUAUUUAUGCUAAAGUAAUAUAUUUAUUAUGAUUUAUAAAAUUUAAUCAGCGGAAAUUGUAAAUAAUAUUUAUUGUAGGUAUUGAUUGUUUUUAUAUAAUAAACGGUUUUACAACAA
Messenger RNA from Tribolium madens (black flour beetle), 1578 nucleotides. RefSeq lists its product as uncharacterized. NCBI's taxonomy places the organism in Eukaryota, Metazoa, Arthropoda, Insecta, Coleoptera, Tenebrionidae. The transcript is spliced from 2 exons. Bases 223 to 1455 code for a protein of 410 amino acids. The record is from RefSeq and is a predicted model, not a curated record.